AUGUCAAAUCCGCUCAAGUCUUCGGCCAACCAUCUUCGGAAGGAACCGAAGGCCCGAAGGCCGAGCCCCGGCGAAAUCCGUCCAUCGGCAAAAUCCCGGUGUCAGGAGUUGCAGACGGCCUUGCAGAACGCAGGUGACGUGUCGCCCAGCCGCGCCGUGCAAGGUGAUUCUCUACCUCGAGUAUGGCUGCAAUUGGAGUGGAACUCUUCGGGUCAUGCCAUGGAGUAUUGGUACGACCCGGACAGCGGCGAAAGCAAAUGGACCAUGCCUUCUGCGCCAGACUUGACCUCGGACCUCUCCAAGUUGGAGGAAGCCAUUGAGACCUUGGCCUCUCAGGUGCAGGCGCUAGCAACCCUGAUUGUGCAGGAAAAGCAGCAACAGCAGCAACAGUCGCACGCCGUCCUCGACUCCCACCACUCCGCCGCCGAGGCCGCGGCGGCGACGACGCAGCUCUUGCGAGGGAGCAAUGCUGACGCCAUGCCAGACUCCUUUUUCGGUGCCACUGCAGUUGCACCGGUGACCUUCCAACCGGAGGAGCUGGGACCGUCGGCCCACGAGGAGAACGUCAAUCCGCUCAGGAGGCGACCACCGGGCCAUUUGCCUUGGGCCACCUUCCAGCAAGGCACCUUUGCGCUGCUGGGCAUCUGGGCGAUUGGCGUUGUUUGGGCGAUCGUCGAAGAAUGCCGACGUGAGUUCUUUGUCAAGCCAAAUGCUGGAGGUUUCAAUCGUUUGUUUGGACGAUUGGUCCGCAGUGAUGAGCUUCAUUUGGAUCUCCUUCACACUCCGAGCUGGCCACAUGGCCAUUUCCGACCGCAGGGGCUGGCCUGUGGGGCACAGUGGGGCAAUAGGCUUUUUGUUGCCGAGCGCUAUGCUGUACAUGAGCUGCUGCUGCCGAUCGGAACCGGAUUCUUUUCGGAGAACGCAGAAGAGGAGAAAUGGCAUCCAGCUGUCCAAAGCUGCCUUCAAGAGGUGCCGAAGUUCUUGGCUGCUGGUCUGCGCAGUGUGACGAUGCGAUGUGAGGAAGAGUGCUUCCUGGUCUUGUUGGGGAGCACCGGAGAUUUGUUGUUGAGCUGUCCACUGGGCUUAGGGAAUGCGACCCUUGCCGAGCUAUUGGGCGGCCCAUGGCAAGCCAUCGCAUCAAGCGCCUCUUCUGGCAGAGGAUCUGGACUCUGGGCCAAGAGCCAUCAG
Messenger RNA from Durusdinium trenchii, 1188 nucleotides. The record is from the annotation of a GenBank genome assembly. Lineage: Eukaryota; Dinophyceae; Suessiales; Symbiodiniaceae.